Molecule: messenger RNA, 960 nt
Organism: Nilaparvata lugens (brown planthopper)
Lineage: Eukaryota; Metazoa; Arthropoda; Insecta; Hemiptera; Delphacidae
Product: protein C12orf4 homolog
Exons: 2
Coding region: 1-960 (319 amino acids)
Cellular component (GO): cytoplasm
Source: RefSeq, a predicted model, not a curated record
AUGAGUCGUGCCGUGGACGGUCUGUCGCAGUCGUGUACGACCGAAGACGAGAUCAAUCAGCUGGCUCGCGUGCAUCUGGAUCAGCUGAAUCUGGAGCAGGCCAAAUGGGACAGUCAGCUGGCCGGGCUCAAGCAGAGCCAGCGGUCACACUACCGGCAGUGGGUCAUGGAUCGGCAGACAACGGCCACCUCGCCACUGAGUUCGCCGCUUGGUAGUCUCUCAUCGAAAACGUUUCUGGAUAACAGUGACUCAACCCUGGACACUGCGGGUCCCGCGCUACAGGAGAGCUUCACCAUCCACCUCGGGUCUCAGAUGAAGCAGAUGCAUAACAUACGGGUUCUCUCCACUGAUAUCAUGGAAUUCUGCCGUCUCAAGAGCGGUGAACCCCAACCACAGAGAUUGCAAGCUGCUUUGGGUCUGUACUCCAAUGAUCUAUGCGGAAUUGUCCUUCUGACUGAUAGUAGUACCGAGUUUCACUUUGCGCCGGUUGAUGAUCAGCUGGAGCAGGUGAAGGCAACAAUCAAAGAUGGCGUCGCCUGGCGUCGCAAGCAUAUGAUGCAAGACUCGCCCCAACAGUUCCUCAAUCUCACCUCCACUGAGCAACAGUCUCGUCGAUCGAGCACUAAAAACCUGCAAACCGGCGAUGUUUAUUUGACACACCACUCGAAUUUGGCCGAAGUUCAUGUCGUAUUCCAUAUGGUGGUCGACGAUUCAGUUCGUUCAAAUGAUAUAAACUCAAGGCAUCCAGCUAUACUUGGACUGAGAAAUAUUCUGAAGACAGCUUGCUCCAAUGAUAUAACCACUAUUACUUUACCGCUGCUAUUGAUGCAUGAAAUGACAGAAGAAAUGACAGUGAACUGGUGCACAAAGAGAGCAGAACUGGUGUUCAAAUGUGUGAGGGGAUUCAUGAUAGGAGUGGCCUCCUGGGGGGCUCUGAUCUCAAAAAUCUUCAAUUUCUAG